Molecule: messenger RNA, 3193 nt
Organism: Oryza brachyantha (malo sina)
Lineage: Eukaryota; Viridiplantae; Streptophyta; Magnoliopsida; Poales; Poaceae
Product: plasma membrane ATPase-like
Exons: 12
Coding region: 61-2937 (958 amino acids)
Biological process (GO): regulation of intracellular pH; proton export across plasma membrane
Cellular component (GO): plasma membrane
Molecular function (GO): ATP hydrolysis activity; ATP binding; P-type proton-exporting transporter activity
Source: RefSeq, a predicted model, not a curated record
GCCGUCUGCUUCUGCUUCUGCGGCGGCUGCGACCCCGGUGCCCGCGCGAGCGAGUUGGAGAUGGCGAUGGCGAUGGCGAUGGCGACGGCGACGGCGAAUGGGCUCGAGCAGAUCAGGGACGAGGCCAUUAAUUUGGAGAACAUCCCGUUGGCCGAUGUGUUCGAGCUUCUCAAAUGCACCGAGAAAGGUCUCACCACCGACGAGGGCAACCAGCGCGCCGCCGUCUUCGGCCCCAACAAACUCGAGGAGAAAAAAGAGAGUAGGAUACUGAAGUUUCUGGGGUUCAUGUGGAACCCGCUGUCGUGGGUGAUGGAAGUGGCGGCGAUCAUGGCGAUCGCGCUGGCGAACGGCGGCAACCGGCCGCCGGACUGGCAGGACUUCGUCGGGAUCGUGGUGCUGCUGCUGCUCAACUCGAGCAUAUCGUACUUCGAGGAGAGCAACGCCGGCAGCGCCGCCGAGGCGCUCAUGGCGAACCUGGCUCCCAAGACGAAGGUUCUGCGCGACGGGAGGUGGGUGGAGGAGGAGGCCGCCAUCCUCGUCCCCGGCGACAUAAUCAGCAUUAAGCUCGGCGACAUCGUGCCGGCCGACGCGCGCCUCCUCCAGGGCGACUCGCUUAAGGUGGACCAGUCGGCGCUCACCGGCGAGUCGCUGCCGGUGGCCAAGUGCCCCGGCGAGAGCGUCUACUCGGGGUCGACGUGCAAGCAGGGCGAGAUCAACGCCGUCGUCAUCGCCACCGGCGUGCACACCUUCUUUGGGAAGGCGGCGCACCUCGUCGACAGCACCAACCAGGUCGGCCACUUCCAGAAGGUGCUCCGCGCCAUCGGCAACUUCUGCAUCGCCGCCAUUGCCAUCGGGAUGGUCAUCGAGGUGAUCGUCAUGUACCCCAUCCAGCACCGCCUCUACCGCGAUGGCAUAGACAACCUGCUCGUCCUCCUCAUCGGCGGCAUCCCCAUCGCGAUGCCCACCGUGCUGUCGGUCACCAUGGCGAUCGGGUCGCACCGCCUGUCCAAGCAGGGUGCCAUAACCAAGCGCAUGACGGCGAUCGAGGAGAUGGCUGCCAUGACCGUGCUCUGCAGCGACAAGACCGGCACCCUCACCCUGAACAAGCUCAGCGUCGACAAGGACUUCAUCGAGGUGUUCGCCGAUGGCGUGGGCAAGGAAGACGUGAUCCUCCUCGCCGCCAGGGCGUCGCGCGUCGAGAACCAGGACGCUAUCGAUACCGCCAUGGUCGGCAUGCUCGGCGACCCCAAGGACGCCCGCCGCGGCAUCGAGGAGGUCCACUUCCUCCCCUUCAACCCCGUCGACAAGCGCACCGCCCUCACGUACAUCAAAGUCGACGACGGCACAUGGCACCGCGUCAGCAAGGGAGCCCCCGAGCAGAUUCUGUCGCUGUGCAACUGCAGCGACGACAUCAAGAAGAGGGCGCACGUGGUGAUCGUCAAGUACGCCGACCGCGGCCUCCGGUCGCUCGCUGUCGCGAGGCAAGAGGUGCCAGAGAAGAACAAGGAGAGCCCCGGCGGGAAGUGGGAGUUCGUCGGGCUGCUGCCGCUGUUUGACCCGCCGCGGCACGACAGCGCCGAGACCAUCAAGCGUGCGCUCCACCUCGGCGUCAACGUCAAGAUGAUCACUGGUGACCAGCUCGCCAUCGCCAAGGAGACCGGGAGGAGGCUCGGCAUGGGAAGCAACAUGUACCCCUCGUCGGCGCUUCUCAGCCAUGACAUGGAUGACUCCAUCGCCUCCGUCCCCAUCAACGAGCUCAUCGAGAAGGCCGACGGCUUCGCCGGCGUCUUCCCAGAGCACAAGUACGAGAUCGUGAAGAAGCUUCAGGAGAUGAAGCACAUCUGCGGGAUGACCGGCGACGGCGUCAACGACGCGCCGGCGCUGAAGAGGGCGGACAUCGGGAUCGCCGUCGCCGACGCCACCGACGCCGCCAGGAGCGCCUCCGACAUCGUGCUCACCGAGCCGGGUCUCAGCGUCAUCAUCAGCGCCGUGCUCACAAGCCGUGCCAUCUUCCAACGAAUGAAGAACUACACGAUUUACGCGGUUUCGAUCACCAUCCGUAUCGUGCUUGGGUUCAUGCUCAUCGCGCUGAUCUGGAAGUUCGACUUCUCACCGUUCAUGAUCCUGAUCAUCGCCAUUCUUAACGACGGAACAAUCAUGACAAUCGCCAAGGACAGAGUGAAGCCGUCGCCGCAGCCGGACAGCUGGAAGCUGCCGGAGAUCUUCAUCACCGGCAUCGUCUACGGCACCUACCUUGCCGUCAUGACGGUCGUCUUCUUCUGGGCCAUGAGGAGCACCGACUUCUUCACCAACACGUUCCAUGUGAAGCCGUUGCUGGAGAAGGAUGAGAUGAUGUCGGCGCUGUACCUGCAGGUGAGCAUCAUCAGUCAGGCGCUCAUCUUCGUGACGAGGUCGCGCAGCUGGUGCUUCGUGGAGCGCCCGGGGAUGCUUCUGUGCGUCGCCUUCGCCAUCGCGCAGAUCGUGGCGACGUGCUUGACGGUGUACCUCGACCUGGGAUUCGCGCACAUGAGGGGCAUCGGGUGGCGGUGGGCCGGCGUGAUCUGGCUCUACAGCGUCGUCACCUUCAUCCCCCUCGACUGGUUCAAGUUCGCCGUCCGCUACGCCCUCAGCGGCCGCGCCUGGGACACCCUCAUCGAGCGCAAGGUGGCGUUCACGAGCAAGAAGGACUACGGGAGAGGGGAGAGGGAGGCGCAGUGGGCGACGGCGCAGAGGACGCUGCACGGGCUGAAGACGCCGGAGGUGGAAGACCUGGUGAACGAGCGGAGGAGCUACAGGGAGCUGUCGGAGCUCGCCGAGCAGGCCAAGCGGCGCGCCGACGUGGCCAGGCUGCGCGAGCACGGCACGCUCAAGGGCCAGGUGGAGUCCACCGUCCGGCUCAAGGGCCUCGACAUGCACAACGUCCAGCACCACGUCUGACUCGUCGGAGAAGAAGCAGCUCCUUGGGGGUGCUCUGUAAUUUUUUUUUCUUCUUUUUUUAGGUUAGGGGUUUGUUUUGAGGUCUGGACAGGAUUGAUAUAUAUACUGUUUGAGUUUGCCUUUAAUUUGGGGUUUUGCUUGAAUUAUCACUUGGCAUUACAUCGAUGUACUUCAUUAAUUUUAUCUCUAAUUGUUUGCAAAUAACAGUUCAGUCGUCACAGUGGUUUUGUUUGGUUUGUUACAUGCCAAAAUAUAG